Molecule: messenger RNA, 840 nt
Organism: Asparagus officinalis (garden asparagus)
Lineage: Eukaryota; Viridiplantae; Streptophyta; Magnoliopsida; Asparagales; Asparagaceae
Exons: 3
Coding region: 1-840 (279 amino acids)
Source: RefSeq, a predicted model, not a curated record
AUGAAUGGGUUACGUGAUCGCUAUAUGAAGCAAGCUCCAAAUGAAGUUCCUGCAGAGAUUGCAAACAACCCAAAUUAUUUUCCUUACUUCAAGGAUUAUAUUGGUAUGAUAGAUGGCACACACGUUGACGCAGUAUUACCCAGUAACCUAGUUGCCCGUUUUAGAGGGAGAAAAGGUGUGACACAAAACGUCCUAGCAGCAUGCACCCCUAAUAAACUAUUCACCUAUGUCCUAGCUGGGUGGGAGGGAGCAGCAAAUGACUAUAGGAUAUUACAAGACGCUUUGUCGAGACCACAGCCUUACGGGCUUCGAGUUUAUGAUGGUAAAUAUUACCUAUGUGACGCUAGAUACACCACAAUGUCAGGCUUCAUAUCCCCAUAUCGCGGUGUACGAUAUCAUUUAAAAGAGCACACUGGUAGGACACCAAAGAAUAGAAAAGAGUUGUUCAAUUUAAGGUAUUCCAGUUUAAGAUCAAAAAUUGAAUGCACAUUUGGUAUAUUGAAGAACCAGUUUAAAAUACUAUCAGUGAAGCCAAAUUAUCCAUUUCCCACUCAAGUGGACAUUGUACUAGCGUGUACCGUGUUACACAAUUUUAUUGCUAUAGAAGAUCCAGAUAAUGAUAUUUUAAAUGAAAAUGUAGAAAUUGAUGAAGAUAAUGGGGAAGUGACAAAUGAAGAUGACUCAAGUGUGGUGGAUUAUACUCAAACUAGGACACAGAGAGAGGAUCAAGAUGAAAGAAAUGAAUGGAAUGAGCUACGAGAUCAAAUUGCUUGGGUGAUGUUGGUGGAUUAUUGUGCAAAGUAUAAUGGUGGUAACACAAUAGAAAGUGGAUUAGCUUAA